CUUAAAUAGAACUGAAAGAACAGGGGGAAUUAGGUUCAACUGAUUAAGUUAUCGACUGAAUAAGUCGAGUUCAGAAGAUUUGGUCAAAUCAAGAGUGUUGUGCAAUGGGGAACAUUUGUUUCUACACAAGAUUACUUACGUGUUUGUGUAUUGUUUACUCCACGUAUUCUUACAAUGUGACCGACGAGGAUCUUCUUUUCAAGGACCUUUUUACGAACUACAACAAAGAACUCCGUGCUGGAAAUGAUCGGAACUAUCCACUGAACGUGUCCAUGUCUUUUUAUCUUUUUGCACUAAAAGAAUUUGACGAGGCAACCAGCAAAUUUACGGUUAAUGGUGUGUUUGUGACCUCAUGGCGAGAUGAACGACUAGCAUGGGAUCCUUCUAACUAUAACAAUAUAACUAGAACCCUUAUGUCUCAGGACAAGAUAUGGCUACCGAAUUUAGUGAUCACGAAUCCCUUUGAAGACAUAUAUGGAUUGGGAAGUGAUCUUGUUAAAGUAUAUCUGUAUUAUGACGGAUCCUGCAUAUGGACAACCAUGCAAUCUUUUGAAGUCAUUUGUGACGCAGACGUCACAAAUUACCCUUUCGAUAGACAGUACUGCUCCCUCCAAUUUGUUUCCUACGGUUAUGGAGAAGAAUGGAUGAAUAUAACCUUUACAAACUCCAAGGUUAUUCUAACACAAUAUCAAGAAAGUGGAUUAUGGGAUAUCGAGGACACGACAGCGUAUUCUCAUAUAACCAGUGCUCUGACUGGAGUUACAAUAGGACUGUACCUAAAGCGGAGGUUUACAUACUACAUAGCUGGCCUUGUCUUACCAAUGACAAUAGUGGCAAUUUUACAGUCAUUUGUUUUCAUGCUUCCGAAUGAUUCAGGUGAGCGAGUAGGUUUUUCUGUGACAGUUCUCCUUGCCAGUGUGGUUUUCCUGACAAUUAUUCAAGAUAAACUUCCGGAGUCCUCUGAACCAAACAUAUCUAUACUGGGCUUCCUCCUAUUCGGUUAUGUUUCUUUAGGAGUAAUUGUUACGUUAUGUGUAAUUCUCAGUUCAAAUUUUCACAUUUUUGAAGAAUCGAAACCUGUGCCAAAGUGGUUGAGGAUUUCUCUUUGCUUAAAAACAAACAAAAUUGAUGAAGAUUAUUCAACCGGAAGUACGAUACGGGUUGCUUCUAAAGAGGAGUCCAGGGACGACGAAGCAAUAUCCUGCUCGUGGAAAGAUGUAGCGAAAGCCUUCGAUAGACGCUGCUUCAUCUCCUCAUUGUCUCUGUAUGGACUUCAAUUUCUCAUCUAUUUCGCCAUGGUCUUAUGACUUCUAACAAACUACAUGUUUAUGUAGAAGCAGUUUCUUUUUAUGUUAAAUUGUUGUAUCUAUAUAUUAAAUAUUUGGUGCAAAAUCUAU
This is a messenger RNA of Saccostrea cuccullata (small rock oyster), 1397 nucleotides long. RefSeq names its product neuronal acetylcholine receptor subunit alpha-6-like. Lineage: Eukaryota; Metazoa; Mollusca; Bivalvia; Ostreida; Ostreidae. Gene Ontology annotation, molecular function: excitatory extracellular ligand-gated monoatomic ion channel activity; transmembrane signaling receptor activity; transmitter-gated monoatomic ion channel activity involved in regulation of postsynaptic membrane potential. Gene Ontology annotation, cellular component: synapse; neuron projection; plasma membrane. The record is from RefSeq and is a predicted model, not a curated record. Gene Ontology annotation, biological process: regulation of membrane potential; chemical synaptic transmission; nervous system process. Bases 105 to 1307 code for a protein of 400 amino acids. The transcript has a single exon.